Molecule: messenger RNA, 1482 nt
Organism: Cephus cinctus (wheat stem sawfly)
Lineage: Eukaryota; Metazoa; Arthropoda; Insecta; Hymenoptera; Cephidae
Gene: PCNA
Product: proliferating cell nuclear antigen
Exons: 4
Coding region: 163-948 (261 amino acids)
Biological process (GO): leading strand elongation; regulation of DNA replication; translesion synthesis
Cellular component (GO): PCNA complex
Molecular function (GO): DNA binding; DNA polymerase processivity factor activity
Source: RefSeq, a predicted model, not a curated record
CGAGUUGGAAAAGCGCGGGCAAAACAGUCCACCAUUUCGUUAAAUCGAAAUCCGGUACUUGUUGCGUGCACGACUCGUGUUCAACGUUCCGACGCUCAUUCACUCUGCACGGUUUGCAGUAUUUUAUCGGUUUUUAAAUAGACGUAAAGAAACGAAAUUACGAUGUUCGAAGCACGUUUAGUUCAGAGUGUAAUCCUAAAGAAGGUCUUAGAGGCAAUUAAGGACCUACUAACCGAGGCUACCUUCGAAUGCUCCGAUUGUGGCAUCCAACUACAAGCCAUGGACAACGCUCACGUUUCUUUGGUUUCUCUCAAUCUGAGAAGCGACGGAUUCGAUAAGUACAGAUGUGAUAGGAACCUGUCAAUGGGUAUGAGCGUACCUUGCAUGUCAAAGAUUCUACGAUGCGCCAGCUCGGAGGACACGGUGACUUUAAGAGCGUGGGACAAUCCAGAUACUAUUGUCUUCGUAUUCGAAUCUCCAAAUCGUGAUAAGAUUUCGGAAUAUGAGAUGAAAUUGAUUAAUUUAGAUCAGGAGCAUCUUGGAAUUCCUGAAACUUUGUACUCUUGUGUAGUCAAAAUGCCAUCUCAAGAGUUUGCUAGGAUAUGCAGAGAUCUAAGUCAAUUUGGUGAUGCCAUGACUAUAGCUUGUUCCAAAGAGGGUAUUAAAUUCAGUGCGGCUGGAGAUUACGGAACAGCAAACGUGAAGUUGGCACAAACAGCCGAGACAGAGAAUCAAGAGGAAGCUGUGGUCGUUGAAAUGAAGGAGCCAGUUAAAUUGACAUUUUCAUGCCGCUACCUAAAUUCUUUUGUGAAAGCGACUCCGCUUUGUGCUCAAGUCCAAUUAUCAAUGUCAGCCGAAGUUCCAUUGGUAUGCGAAUAUCAGAUUGGAGAAAUUGGCCAUAUCAGAUACUACUUGGCACCCAAGAUUGACGACGAAGAAGAAAAUUAAUGGAGCUCCAUUAAUUUGGAGAAUCAUUCGUUUGUAAAAGACUUUUACUUUAAUUAUUUGAUAAUUACAUUUUUCACGAUAGUUCAUGAAUUUCAAUGUUGUGCCUAUUCUUUCAAAGUGUUGUAGUUUCUUGAAAAGUGAGCCACUCCUUUAUCAGUUAAUAUGGACAGUAUUGGCGAGAAAGAGUUCUUAUCUUCAAAAAUACGAAAUAAGUAAUUGGGAUAAAAAUUGAGGAGGAGGUGGCCGAUUAGGUGUAGCACGAGGAGAAAAGCUCAUAGAAAUUACGUGUACUUUGAAGGUAAUAUAUUAUUCAAAAUGUACAGUUAAAAGUUAUUUGGCUCGUCACAGUGUUAGCGCAACGUAGAAUUGACACUAAAGUUCGUAGAAGGGUGACACGUUCAUGAUUAGUAAGAUAAAAUGAUGUUGUAUCGUAAGUUUUAUAUCCUCCCUUGUUUUACUGUGACCGUAUUUUGAUAGCAUCGCAUUUGUAACACGUAAGAAGAAUCCAAUACAUUUCCAAAAUUUUUUGAUAAA